Molecule: messenger RNA, 1377 nt
Organism: Dibothriocephalus latus
Lineage: Eukaryota; Metazoa; Platyhelminthes; Cestoda; Diphyllobothriidea; Diphyllobothriidae
Source: the annotation of a GenBank genome assembly
AUGGAAUUCAAUACCCUUAAAGUAGUUCUCCUCGCGUUCAUUGUGGAAUAUAGUUUCUGCGAAAAACUCACACCUCUUCUUCCCGGUGAUCCCUACAAUGUAAUUGGAGAUAUAGAAAGCCGUCAACUGGGACGUUGCAAUUAUUCUUACGCGUGGCUCGCAAUACCAAUGGGUUCCAAUCAAGACAUUUAUGCCCACGCAGCGGCCUGUGGACGAUUGGAACUUCAUGUUGGCGACGAACUGGGUCGCGUAAACAAGGACUACGCAGCCCAGCUGGUCGACCUCCAGACCCUGGACGCUCUCCUUCAGGGCAUCAAACUGGAACGGGGAGUACAAACAAACCCACCCCUGGUGCGGGAGGACCGUCUCUUCUACCUGUCCGAUCGUCUCGGUCAGUUCAAGAUGUUGGCAAUGCUGCGACCUGGUCGUCUGCCCAAAAUAGAGGUUAUUCCGCCACCCUCCCAGAAGGCUCACCUUCAUCCUCGCCACGUGCUUUGCUACCGGAAGCUGUGCAGUGAACCCAUCACCACCAGCACCACCACCACGAGACCGGAGAUGGUUAGACAGAUUGUGAAUUCUACCUCAGAAUGUAUACUGCACCUGGCGCAAGCAAAACAAGAUACUCGACGUCUGUACACCCAAGUUGUCAUAUUUCGCGCUGUAUUUGCCUUGGCAGCUUUCCUCUGCUUGUUAUUUGCCAUUGCGGCCUUGAUACUAUGCUUCCGAUUACGUACAGUGAACCGACACUCUAGGAAGGUGUCCCGUAUGGAUCCAAACCGUGCUUACCCCACGGGACAGCCCUCUCCAGCCUUUUAUAACAUGAAUGGAAAGCUGGCCUUCCAAACACACUCACCUCUGGUUUUCGCCGAACCCGGCGGUGGCUCAAUUAACGUUGCUCAUAUGCCCAGCGACACUGCCAGUCUGCACAACACUGCACAGUCGAGUAAUCUCAGUGGUUGUGAGCUGCUGACUCCUGUUAGCCCCAAUGGUAACGCCUUUCCCGCCUACGCCUACGCACAGGACGGCUCAGGAGUGGUAAAACUGGUACAGGUGCCCGGCCACCGAACUUCUGUGAAUGGUAUGCAGGGCAUGUACCUCAACAGAGCAGUCAGUCCGGCUUCGUCCAGUCAACUAGAGAUGCGCGUUGCCGAUGGGUACAGGGCGGGAUCUCUGGACAGACGUAGUGAUGCUAACUCAGACACGAUGCAGCGUCGCAGAACGCCGAUCCAGGUUGCCCCCACCAACGACCAGACAAUGACUUCUCAGGGGAGUAUGAGCACUGUCAUACACCAAUAUCCCGGUGACGCAAAUUAUCGGUUUGGUCAGACACCACGUGGCUCAGUCAGUGGGGAGGCAGCCAAUGCACCUGCUAACUGA